GGGAGAUUCAGUUGGAGGACUCACAGGAACCGCGGGCGUCUUCUGAAGCUCCAGGUGGGAUCAGUUCUAGAGAAAUCGUCUGUGAUGCUCCCAAUAACAAGGAUGCUGAAGAAGAACCCACUGAAGGAGACCCCGGUAAAGGAGAAACUGAUAAAGGAGAAACCACUAAAGGAGAACCCACUGAAGGAGACCCAGCUAAAGAAGAAACUGCUAAAGGAGAACCCACUGAAGGAGACCCCGCUAAAGAAGAAACUGCUAAAGGACAACCCACUGAAGGAGAACCCGCUAAAGAAGAAACUGCUAAAGGAGAACCCACGGAAGGAGACCCCGCUGAAGAAGAAACUGCUAAAGGACAACCCGCUGAAGGAGAACCCACUGAAAGAGAACACGGUGAAGGAGAAACCGCUAAAGGACAAACCGCCGAUGGAGGACGUGAAGAGGAGAAGACGACUGACACGAACCCGGACAGCUUUGAGAGCCGAUACACCGUUGGAGAGCUGCUGGGAAAGGGAGGCUGUGGUUCGGUCUACGAAGGCGUCCGUAAGGUGGACGGGAACCAGGAUCCUCCCUACAACCUACCGGGACAUUAUUGAGACAAACCCGGGAUGCACACUAAGAAGGUCUGAGUCCCUGGUGAUACCGGAUACCACAGGAUGCUUUCGGAUGUCUCGUGGAGUCCACGUGUCGGCGGUUGCCAUCAAAUACGUGGUGAAGGAUGAGCACCUCAGAUUUACCAGGAUUCCCGGCGAGACAGAGUUGCUCCCCGUCGAGGUGGCCCUGAUGCGCAUGGUGUCCAGGCCACCCAUCAGCCCGUACGUGCUGAAGCUCCUGGAGUGGUUCGACACGCCCGAGCGCUGCGUCCUGAUUCUGGAGCGCCCCGUCCCCUGCGUAGACCUCUACCAGCUGAUGCUCGAGAAGGGCAGGCUGAGGAUGCCAUUCGCCCGGCACGUUAUGCGGCGGGUUGUCCUGGCGGUGCUCCACUGCCGCGACCGCGGGGUCCUGCACAGGGACAUUAAGCUCCAGAACAUCCUUCUGAACACAGAGACGCUGGAGGUGAAGCUGAUCGACUUCGGAUGCGGCGACCUGUUGAAGGAUACUCCGUACUACACGUAUUCAGGCACGUGGGUAUACUCACCACCCGAGUGGAUAACCAAGAAGAAGUACUAUGGCUGCCCUGCGACAGUCUGGAGUCUGGGCGUACUGCUGUUUUUCUUGGUUUGUGGACGCCUGCCAUUUCGGUCUAAGAAGGAGAUCACCAAAGGACAGCUAGUGUACAAACCUGGUGUGUCUCAUGCCUGCUGCCAUCUGACCGAACAAUGCCUCAAGAAGAAGCCCAGCAAGCGCCUCACCCUCGGGCAGAUCCUCCUGCAUGGGUGGUUCCAUGAGUAACCCGAAGACUAGGUCCAGACGGUGUAGAUCUUUACACCCGUACUGGCGGCUGCAAAAAAGAGGGUAACAUGACAGAAAAACACGUAUCAAAUAUCGGGAUCCAACAUGUCAACUUUAUGGACAUCGUCUUUGAACUGAUGCUGCUGGGAAUUCUGGGAAGAGCGAGGGUGCAUCAGAUCAUUUCAGUAAGAGAGUCUGUGCACUAUAGAGUCUAGAAUUAAUCCGUUCUGCACUACAAGUGUAGUUAAACACACCUACAGUGUAUCACAAAAUUGACGCAGUACCAGAGACGAAGGCUCUUUCUGGACCGGCUGAUUGCUCUCAUCUAUUCAUGUGUUACGCCCAGAAGGACUGAACGGCAGUACACGGAGCGUUAUUUAUUCCAUCUUCAGACUGAGAUGCUGAGCUUCCUGGAUGAAAUCUUCACUCUGGACGAGUCUUUGUACGCAGAACCUGAAGCCCUGGCUGCUGCACUGGAGACGCUUUUAUGGCGCAGCCUCCGACGGUUUCAUGAAAGGCUGGAAACAGAGGAUAUCUAAAGGCCAACCUUGAUUAGAACCUUUAUUUAACUGUCAGGGAUGCAUGUCUGGUGGUUGACGUGUUUUUCAUGUGUGUUCACAGUUUGUGUACCUGUGGAGGUGCGUCAGGACCCAAGACAUGGGAGACGUGUGAAGAUACUACCGAUGUGGAAGCGUGUAUUGGAUUUCUGAUAGACGCGCUGCCAUUAGGACAACGUCUUUACAUCAGGACAACGCCCAUAUGACUUUGUGGACCAGAUCCAGAUGUGUAAAAAGCUGAUGUUCUGUAAAAAUUUAAUAAAAAAAGAAGGAACUGUGA
Messenger RNA from Trichomycterus rosablanca, 2226 nucleotides. RefSeq names its product serine/threonine-protein kinase pim-1-like. Gene Ontology annotation, cellular component: cytoplasm. The transcript is spliced from 11 exons. NCBI's taxonomy places the organism in Eukaryota, Metazoa, Chordata, Actinopteri, Siluriformes, Trichomycteridae. Gene Ontology annotation, molecular function: protein serine/threonine kinase activity; ATP binding. Gene Ontology annotation, biological process: negative regulation of apoptotic process; regulation of mitotic cell cycle; protein autophosphorylation. The record is from RefSeq and is a predicted model, not a curated record. The coding region runs from base 85 to 1389 and encodes 434 amino acids.